Messenger RNA from Magnolia sinica, 3211 nucleotides. Its product is annotated as pentatricopeptide repeat-containing protein At5g04810, chloroplastic. NCBI's taxonomy places the organism in Eukaryota, Viridiplantae, Streptophyta, Magnoliopsida, Magnoliales, Magnoliaceae. The coding region runs from base 71 to 2821 and encodes 916 amino acids. The transcript has 10 exons. Gene Ontology annotation, molecular function: protein binding; RNA binding. The record is from RefSeq and is a predicted model, not a curated record.
CCUCUCCACUCAAGCAGCAACUCCAAAGGCACCUCUCUCUCUCUUUCUCUCUGAUGCAACAACGCAAGCAAUGGCUUUUCCUCUCCUCUCCUUAACUAAACCCCCUUCUUCUCUCAAUCCCUCGCCGGAAUCUGACACACCCUCCGCCCACGUCCGCCGCCCACCCCUCCCCAAACCAUCCCUCCCCAAACCGCCCCCUCCAAUCACCAAAAGUCCCAGAAAUCCCCUCAGAAAUCACAAUAUUUCCUCCCAACCCCCCAACCCUCUCCUCUCCAACAAGCUCUGGCUCUCCAGCAAGCUCUCUCCUCCCCUCCCCAAACAACCCCUCCCCGUCCCCGACAUUACGGUUUCGCCCCCUGACGCCGAUCCCACCCCUCCUCCUGCCACCCCCGAAUUCCGUCAAGACGGCAAGCUCUUUGUCGGGAAUCUUCCACUCUGGAUAAAAAAGAAUGAAAUCGCUGAGUUCUUCCGCCAAUUUGGGCCAGUGAAGAAUGUGGUCCUGAUCAAGGGCCACGAUGACACCGAGAGGAAUGUUGGUUACUGUUUUGUUUUGUAUGGCGGGCCCACUGCUGUGAGCUCGGCUGCAAAGGCGGUUGAGUUCGAUGGCGUGGAGUUCCAUGGCCGGGUGCUGACAGUGAGGUUGGAUGAUGGGAGGAGAUUGAAGACGCGGGCAGAGGAAAGGUCGAGGUGGGUUGCGGGGGAGACUGGGCCAGAGAGGGAUUUCAGGUCGAAGUGGCAUGAGGAGAGGGAAGCGUCCUGCAAGGGGUUCCGGAAAGUUCUAGAAACUGAGCCGGAGAAUUGGCAGGCGGUUGUGUCAGCAUUCCAAAGAAUUAAGAAGCCUUCUAGAGGAGAGUUUGGGUUGAUGGUGAAGUACUAUGCCAGGCGGGGGGAUAAGCAUAAUGCACGUGCAACUUUUGAGAGCAUGCGAGCAAGGGGAAUUGAACCGAGUUCAUAUGUGUAUACGAACCUUGUUAACGCUUAUGCAGUUGCUAGAGAUAUGCGUGGUGCAUUGUCUUGUGUGGAAGAAAUGAAGGAUGAGGGCAUUGAGAUGACUGUCGUGACAUAUAGUGUUCUCAUCAAAGGCUUUACCAAUAUUGGAGAUGCUGAAGCUGCAGAUAAGUGGUUUAGGGAGGCAAAGCUGAAGCUGGCAUCCUUGAAUGCUAUCAUUUAUAGUUGUGUGAUCUAUGCUCAUUGCCAAAUUGGGAAUAUGGAUCGAGCUGAGGAAUUGGUAAGGGAGAUGGAAGGAGGAGGAAUUGAUGCUCCCAUUAACUUAUAUCAUACUAUGAUGGAUGGUUACACAGAAAUCCGGAAUGUGGAGAAAUGUUUGAUUGUUUUUGAAAGGCUCAAGGAAUGUGGUUUUACACCUUCAGUAAUCACCUAUGGAUGUCUUAUCAACCUAUAUACAAAGAUGGGGAAGGUUUCCAAAGCAUUAGAGAUUAGCAAAUCAAUGGAAGCAUGUGGCAUAAAACAUAACAGCAAGACAUACUCAAUGUUGAUCAGUGGCUAUGUGAAACAAAAUGAUUUUGCAAAUGCGUUUGCCAUUUUUGAGGAUAUGCUAAAAGCGGGUUUGAAGCCUGAUGCUGUACUAUAUAAUAACAUUAUCGAUGCAUUUUGUAAGAUGGGCAACAUGGAUCGAGCAAUUCGUAUUGUUGAUGAAAUGCAGAGGGAGAAGCAUAGGCCUUCAUCUAGAACAUUUACUCCAAUCAUACGUGGUUUAGCAAAACUUGGAGACAUGAAAAGAGCUUUAGAGAUUGUCAAUAUGAUGCGGCAGAGUGGAUGCAUUCCCACUGUGGAGACCUUCAAUGUUCUCAUCCGUGGCCUUAUUGGAAAGCGACAGAUGGAGAAGGCUGUUCAAGUAAUUAACGAAAUGGUACUGGCUGGCAUUACUCCCAAUGAAUGUACAUACACAACAAUCAUGCAAGGUUAUGCGUCUCUAGGUGACACUGGCAAAGCUUUCGAGUAUUUUACAAAAAUUAAAGAUGAAGGGCUGAAGCUUGAUGUGUUCACCUAUGAGGCAUUGCUCAAGGCUUGUUGCAAGUCAGGCCGGAUGCAAAGCGCUUUGGCAGUCACACGGGAAAUGAGUGCACAAAAUAUUCCAAGAGAUACGUUCGUCUAUAACAUAUUAAUUGACGGAUGGGCUCGAAGAGGUGAUGUAUGGGAGGCUGCUGACCUGAUGCAACAGAUGAAGCAAGAUGGGGUUCUUCCAACCAUCCAUACAUACACGUCAUUCAUAAAUGCGUGUUGCAAAGCUGGAGAUAUGCUGAGAGCAACAAGGGCGAUUGAAGAAAUGGAAACUACAGGAAUGAAGCCUAAUGUAAAAACAUAUACAACAUUGAUACAUGGGUGGGCUCGCGCAUCACUUCCGGAGAAGGCCCUUAGGUGCUUCGAAGAAAUGAAGCUGGCUGGAUUGGAGCCAGACAAAGCCGUAUACCAUUGCCUGAUGACAUCGUUACUGUCUAGGGCUACCGUUUCUGAAGACUAUAUUUACUCAGGGAUCUUGGCAAUCUGUAGAGAAAUGAUAGAACUAGGGUUAACUGUCGACAUGGGAACUGCAGUUCAUUGGUCUAAGUGCUUAUGCAAGAUUGAGAGAACGGGCGGGGAACUUACUGAAGCCUUGCAGAAGACCUUCCCCCCUGCCUGGAAUUCACAUGAAAUUCUGGAUGCGAAUUCCAACCAAACCGACCAUGAUGAUGCUGAUACUGAUCAUGAUGUUGAGUAUAGUUAUCGCGGUGAUGAUUAUGAAGAAGCCGACGAUGACGACGAAGACAUUGAUGGUACUCAAGUUGGUGGUGGUGAUGAUGAUUACAAGUUCUGGUUCUAGUUCAUAUGCAUGCAGGGGAGUUUGGAUUUCGAGCUGUAUUGUGUAUGCAGUCAAGGAGGCUACAGAAGCAGUAAAAAAAAAAAUGCUGGUCUCUUCUCCCAACUUUUGGUAUGCAUGAAUCUGACAGAGGUACGAUAUUGAGACAUUUUUCACUUUUCUGCUAUAUGAACCAUGCUCUGACAUACUUCUUCAUUUUCUUCUCUGUCAUUUUGUUCAUGCAUAUGCUGUCAAGAUCAGUUGCUUCUCUCAUUCUUUCUAGAAAUUAAAUUAAAUUCAUUUCCCUGUAAAUUUCUGCCUCUUAUUUUCUGAAUCUUUUCCCUUUCUGUUUGCUAAAGCUUUCCUCCAUUUUGGGAAAAAAGAAAAAGAAGAAUAGAAGCUUACUUGAAUUCA